CUCUUCUUCUUAAACACAACUCAACACACAACAACAACAACACAACCACCAAAACAAAAACCAAAUACUAUGACUUACAGCCAAACACUCGGACACAACAACAACAACAACAACGAAAAGUACCAGAUCUGCGAAGAGAUCGGUCGCGGACGCUUCGGCACCGUGACUCGCGUCUACGCUCCGGCCACCGGCGAGUUCUACGCCUGCAAAACCAUCGAGAAGAGCUCUCUCACCGACGAUCUCGACCGCGCGUGCAUCGACAACGAGCCUAAGAUCAUGGCCCUCUUGUCAUUUCACCCGAACAUCGUCCAAAUCCACGAUCUGGUCGACACGGACUCAACUCUCUCCAUCUACAUGGAGCUGGUCGAUCCCUCCGUCUCGAUCUACGACCGUUUAGUUUCCUCCGGGACCUUCUCCGAGUCCCAAACGGCGUCGUUCGCGAAACAGAUCCUCCAGGGUCUCGCGCAUUGCCACCGAUACGGCGUCGUUCACAGGGACAUUAAACCGGAGAAUAUUCUGGUGGAUCUUAGGAACGAUGCGGUUAAGAUCUGCGAUUUCGGGUCUGGGGUUUGGUUGGGUGAGGGAGAGACUACGGAAGGUGUGGUGGGGACGCCGUAUUACGUGGCGCCUGAGGUUCUGAUGGGUUAUACGUACGGGGAGAAGGUUGAUCUGUGGAGUGUGGGAGUUGUUUUGUACACGAUGCUCGCUGGAUCUCCGCCUUUUUACGGGGACACGGCGGAGGAGAUUUUCGAGGCUGUGCUCAGAGGGAACUUGAGGUUUCCGCCGAAGGUGUUCAGGGGAGUUUCGUCGAUGGCGAAAGAUUUCUUGAGGAAGAUGAUAUGUAAGGAUGCUUCUCGAAGAUUCUCAACCGAACAAGCUCUCCGACACCCAUGGAUUCAAAGAGCAGGAGAAGCAGAGGAGAGAUUCAUCUAAGAGAAUGAGUUUUGAAGAGAGAUUCGGAUAUAUAAUAAAUGGGAAACCAAGAGAAUAAAUAAAAGUAGUAACGGAGUAGUAAUAAAGAGUUAUCAUCAUCAGUAGUAGUGCUUAUCGCCCUUUCUUGUCUAACAGGUGUGUGUGUGUGUCGGCAUGUAAAUUUGGGGGUUUGGCUUUGUAAACUCCGCCCUGACCAGAAGACUCUUCUGGAAGAACGCAUGAGCUAAAUAAAAGAGCUUGAUGCCAAGCUGGAUGGCUUGCAUGCUGAUAAGUCGUUAGGGUAGACGUUAGUGUAGAGUAUAACGAUCUUUUCCGCCUUUUACGGGUUUUUUUUUCCUUCUGGGGUGUGUAAAAGGAUGAGAAAGCAGAGUUGUACUCUCUUUUUUUGCUUUAUCUAUAAAAUAAGUUGCUAUGUU
Messenger RNA from Brassica oleracea var. oleracea, 1349 nucleotides. RefSeq names its product phosphoenolpyruvate carboxylase kinase 1. Gene Ontology annotation, biological process: intracellular signal transduction; peptidyl-serine phosphorylation; protein autophosphorylation. Gene Ontology annotation, cellular component: cytoplasm; nucleus. Gene Ontology annotation, molecular function: calmodulin binding; calcium-dependent protein serine/threonine kinase activity; ATP binding. The transcript has 2 exons. Lineage: Eukaryota; Viridiplantae; Streptophyta; Magnoliopsida; Brassicales; Brassicaceae. Bases 70 to 933 code for a protein of 287 amino acids. The record is from RefSeq and is a predicted model, not a curated record.